ACCGGGGCAAGGGCAACAAAUAGGGAAAUUUCACCAAUGAAUAAUUCGAUUCACAAAUUCCCCCUUAAGCUUUUUGGUUUCGUGUUUUCGCCUCGAAUUUAAGUAAAACCAUUUGAAGGUUUUCUUGUUGUUGCCUCAAAAAUCUCCCCUUCAUUAUAUAAAUUCUGAAUUUUUCUUAUAAAUUUCUUUGCUUGAAAGUUGAAACCGAUCCUUUUUUUUCCUCUUGAGCGAUCAAUCAAUCAAUAUUGAAACCCUAAUUUCUUGAAGCUUUUUCCUUGUUGUUUCCGUGUUGGUGAAUAUAUAAUCAGGUGUUAAAUUUUGCAAUGGCGAAAAGUUCCUUCAAGCUUGAACAUCCUUUGGAAAGGAGACAGGCUGAAGCUGGUCGAAUCAGGGAAAAGUAUCCCGACAGAAUUCCCGUCAUCGUCGAGAAAGCCGAACGAAGUGACAUUCCCGAUAUUGACAAAAAGAAGUAUCUCGUUCCUGCUGAUUUGACUGUGGGGCAGUUUGUUUAUGUUGUUCGUAAAAGGAUUAAGCUUAGUGCCGAGAAAGCUAUAUUUGUCUUUGUGAAGAACACUCUCCCACCUACUGCCGCCUUGAUGUCCGCUAUUUACGAGGAAAACAGGGAUGAAGAUGGUUUUCUUUACAUGACUUACAGUGGAGAAAACACAUUUGGUUCCCCUUUACUUUUAGCUUGAUUCAAUGCAAUGCAGAAAGAAGCUUAUGUAUAUAUAGCUAAAAGAAAAGGUGUAAAUUCUAUAUGGUGUUUGCUUGAGUAAAUGAUUUGCCCUUUACGAUGACAGUUCUUUUAACUGUCUGAACUUGGAACCUUUGUUUUUCUGUAAAUUUAAUGUCCGAAACUAACUUUAUCACUGAUUUCUAAUGGUAUUUCUAUGCUUUUAGUUAA
Molecule: messenger RNA, 904 nt
Organism: Gossypium arboreum
Lineage: Eukaryota; Viridiplantae; Streptophyta; Magnoliopsida; Malvales; Malvaceae
Product: autophagy-related protein 8C
Exons: 6
Coding region: 324-695 (123 amino acids)
Biological process (GO): cellular response to nitrogen starvation
Source: RefSeq, a predicted model, not a curated record